AUGAGACAAAUGAUCGAGAAGCACACAGGCCGCCGGCAGCCCAUCUCCAUCACAGCAGUAGCUGCAUGGGGCAGGGCAUUGGACCAGGCAACUGAGUACCACUCCAUGGUGUCGACGCUGGCAGCAGUGGGGCUGACCCAGGAGUUGCCAGAUGCAUCCUCGCUUCAGAUGCCAACGCUUAGAAGCGACAAAAAAGAAGAGCUGCGCUGCUCGCCAGAUCACAUCUUCGUGACCUCCGCCUUGAAGGACCUGCUCAAUUGGAAUGCAAUGUCAAGGCGCUGGUCGUUGAUACGCGCGGCGAUGAUGGGCGCGUGGUUUCAGAUCACCGCGGUUUGCUGGCAGAGUUUCAGCUCUGAGGCGAACCGGUUCGUGGCACUCCGGGCCGAUGACUUGAUCCGAAGCGAUCACAGCACAUUCCGCGGUGAGGUGGUGCAGGUUGUGCCUGCGGAGGUUUGGUUGCAGCACGACCGCCUGGAACAACGAACCGGCACAUGGUUGGACUUACCCACCAAGAACACAAUGGUGAGAGGGCAGUAUCCAUACUGGAAGCUCAGCCAUGUUCCGGCCAGAAAGUCCGUGAAUGUGUGGAGCAUCUUUUGGGAGAACACCAAGCCAGACAUACAGCCACACGUGCACGCCAGGUUUGACUGCUAUGCCGUGAGCUUCCUGGUAGUGGACGACUCUGUUGGCGCCUUGCCGUGUACAGAGUGGUUGACAAAUUCAUUGCUGCCUCAGUGGUCCUUGCAAGUCCUUGCCAAGCAACAUCCCGGAGCCCUCCAAGGAGUGCCUUUCCUUUGCGUUGGCGACAUCGUGCGGGGACACCGCAUGACCGCCGAGCGCAAGCAACCGCGCUACCUCAAUAUUUGGCACAGGCGAUACACCUCAGUGUCCUUCUCGGACACCGACGGCCGUGAGAUCGAGCCCAACCACUUGGAGUGCGUGUUUUUCGAGGAACACGAGGCAACCAUUACGGAGGAGGACCGUCACAGCAUGCGCCACCUCUUUGAAUGGAUCAGGGGUGUCCUGAAGAAUCAGACGCUGUCAGCUUAUCUGAAGACCAUCGCCUCCCUCAACUUCCAGGAUUCUGAGGAUGUGAUCGUGGAGGUGCUGGCCACAGAUUUCCAGCGCAAGGAGAUGCUGAUCACUGACUGGUCCACCGAGCCCCGCAUCCUGUGUGCCCCGCUGCCCUCGCUGAAAGCGGCCUGGCUCUUCCAGAAGCUGCAGCCGGGCCACUGGGUCAAGAUCCGGGCGGUGACAAACCGGCCGCUCCAGGCAACGAACGCAGCACUUCCUGAUCCGGAGGAGGAGGCAGAGGAGUCAGAUAACAGAGGCGCAGCCUUGGCCGCAGAUCUCUUUGCGCGCUCCUCGCAGGUGACCCGCGUGCCUGAGUGGUGCAAGGAUGUGGUCGUGAGAAAUGCGAGUCGUGCAAUCGAUGACAACCUCCAGGCCAGAAUCAGCGCCUUCAACCUGCGCGCCGGCGACAGCGACAGGCCGGUCCCAAGGCUGAGGCCGGCACCCAGGCCCGCUCUCGAGGACCAGGCGGAUGAGCUUCAGCGCGCCGCAGCAGGGCAGCCAGCGUCCUCACGGCCCGGCCGCACUUCAGAAGCCUUCCGCGCGGUAGAUGCACCUCCCGCUCGCCUGGACUCUAAGUUUUACGAUGGGGAGGCGCCGCUGGAGAAGAUCGAGGCAGCGCUGUCUCCACAGGCCUCGGCCAACUUGCUGCUGGGCGGCUUCCAGCUGCGUGGCGUCAGCCGCGCCUGGCCGCCGGGCGGCGCGGUGGUCCGGAGCUGCUCGGUGCAGGACCUUUUACUGGCAGUGUGCCGCGACUGCGGCAACCGCUACACCCCGGCGGACGUGCGCAGCUUGGAACCGCCCAGGCUUCGGCGGCGGACUGAGGUGAUGGUUGACAACAUUCCGCACUUUGACGGAUGGCAAGAGACCGCACAGCGCUACCUCCAGGAUUCGCAGUACGUCCUCCGGACCUGCAGCGGCCGGGAGCUCCGCGACGUGUUGGUACCAGAGGUGGACUUCCCGGUGACCGUCCUGCGGCAGGUGCCUCCUGGACAUUUGCCUUGCGGCCAUUGGAGCUACUUUUGGCACUUCGAGGGCAGUCUUCACCUUUCAGACAAUGGCGACGAGCUGGUGGUGGCCUUCUCGGACUCGCAGGAGCUCUUUGGGAUCUCGGCCAUGCAGGCCGCAGAGAGGCCAGAGGCCGAGCGAGCAGUGCAGGCGAAGCUCGAUGGCCUCUUCAAGAGCAAUGCGCGGCACCACGUGGUUUCAGUGCAGCGCCAGGGCAGCGGCAGCGGUGGCGGCGAUGUGGAAGGAGCUUGGAUCCUGGCGGGCACCAUUGUGGAAGUCAUGGCUGCCUCAGAACUGGCUUCCUGA
This is a messenger RNA of Effrenium voratum, 2385 nucleotides long. NCBI's taxonomy places the organism in Eukaryota, Dinophyceae, Suessiales, Symbiodiniaceae. The record is from the annotation of a GenBank genome assembly.